Molecule: messenger RNA, 3552 nt
Organism: Maylandia zebra (zebra mbuna)
Lineage: Eukaryota; Metazoa; Chordata; Actinopteri; Cichliformes; Cichlidae
Gene: palm1a
Product: paralemmin 1a
Biological process (GO): regulation of cell shape
Cellular component (GO): membrane
Source: RefSeq, a predicted model, not a curated record
AAGCAUGGUCUGCAGGAAGUCGACCAUUAAAAAAAAUUCUUUCCAACCACCACUAGGUGUUGCUGCAGGAUUAUUGCUUCACCUUCCGUGUUAAUUAAAUGAAAAGAAAAUGAGACAAACUGUCCUCGGGAUAAAUGUCUGUCUUUAAACUGUACCAAAAACAAAACUUUAACAUGUUCAUUGCCAAAUAUCUAGAGUGUCGACAUAAAUAUGACAUUAUAUUCAAAAUGAAGCGCCUCAUCCUGGCGCUUCACUGAAACACUGAGUUUAAAAAGCACUCCAACUACACUGAGAGUAACUAAAGUAUGAGUACUUACUGGUACUGGAUGAUAAUUCUGGAUUCAUUCGUGUGUUUAUCACUUUCAUGAUGUGAAUGACUUGCAGGAAGCUUCAUGAAACUUAAGCUCAUGAAAAAUGGAUUCACAUGUACGAUAAAUGAUAUGAAGGACGAGGAGCAAACAUGGAGAGUGCAGAAGGAAGUACUCGUGUGAAGCAGAAGGCUUUGUUACCGAGUCUGACGUCCCAGUCUGUCCCCGUGACAGCUGCAGUAAUAAAAAUAAUAAGUCAUCAUGGAGACCAGGAGCUCCACAUCUUCAUCCCGUCCACCUCACAGUUCUUAAAAUCGAUCCUCCAUCCAUUAGUCAAUUGAUCAAUAACAGCCUCUUGAUGCAUGCUCAGUCAUCCAGAUGUUUGAUUUUGCUGCGGACUGAUCUGCCGUCGGACAUGGAGGAGGUGAGCGAGGUUCUCUAUCAGCAGGAUCGACUGCAGCUCAUUGUGGAGAAAAGGAAGUGGCAGACGGAGAUCGAGAACAAGAAGCGUCAGUUGGAGGACGACAGGAGGGCGCUACAGCACCUGAAGUCAAAGGCUCUGAGGGACCGCUGGCUCCUGGAGGGAGCAUCUGCUGGACCCGAGCAGAACGAAGUCUGUAGACAGCUGGAGCAGGACGAGGCCCGGACCCGGAGCCUGGAGGAGACCAUCGACAGGCUGCAGCAGGAACUUGUCGGCCUUGAGACUGGAUCUGUCUGUCAGACCAUAACUAACAUUAAAGUGUCAUCAAGACCAGCUUCAGCUGUAGAGGUCAAAGAUCGCGAAAGGCAUCAGCAGGACAGGGCUCCCCUGGCAACUCAGGUGAUCCAAGCCCCUGCAGAGUUCAAAGUUAACAAAAGUCCUCGACUGAACAAACCCAGAGAGGCGACCGAGGAGAUGAAGAAAGCGAUGUACUCGGUGGAGAUUAAAGUAGAGCGGGACAGAGUGACGGGGGAAACCAGGGUUCUGUCCAGUAACACCAAACUUCCUGUUGACCUCUCUGACCAAGGGGUCAAAGUUUAUGAAGAUGAGCAGAAAGUGGUCCAUGAGCUGAAUGGUGAGGAUAUCCACCUGCUCAGCUCCUCUGAGGUUGAAGAGCUCAUCCACAAAGCUGAUGAGGCGUCGAUGAUGUCACAGACUGUCACCACUGUGACAUCCCUCCCGACAGCAGAGGUUCGGGAGGAGUUGGAGCUGAUGCGGUCCAAGUCGCCGCUACCUCAGGUUCCAGUGGAGAUCACAGGGCUAGAGGCCGAAGUGGGUGGUGAGCCGAGCGUGGCUGAGGCGAGCACUGAGAACCCGGUUACCAUGGUGUUCAUGGGAUACCAGAGCGUAGAGGAUGAAGACGAGACCAAGAAGGUGCUGGGGCUGCAGGGCACGGUGAAGGCCGAGCUGGUGCACAUUGAUGACCCAAACGGGAAGACAUCAGGGGGAGAAAAGGAGGCGGAUCCACCUCUGCCCACCUCCAAGGCCCCACCAACCUCCACUAAACCUCCAAUGGCGAUACCAGUGGCAAGCAAUGGGGAGAUGGCAGGGAAGGAGAAGGAGAAGGAGAAGAAGCCGUGUAAGUGCUGUAGCAUCAUGUGACCUGGUGACCUGUGGGGGGGGUGCCGCCUUGAAACGUAGCACGCAAAUACAAAAAUAAAAAGGACUGAAAACUCCUCCCAUUGCUCACAGCCCUCCCAACAUCACUUCCUGUUUUUUCCUUCAGGUGUAUAAAGCCUCUCUUUACUUUUUCUAUUUUCUUGAAGCCUUUUUACUUUUUUACUCUGCACGUCUGUACUUACAUGUCUCAGUGUUAGCAUAGCCUCAGUGUUAGCCUCCGCCUUCGCUGUGCCAGGAUGUUUGUAGCUCCUCCCCCUCCUUUCUGUGAAUGUAUUAUUAUAUUUAUUAGAAGCUGUCUGAGUUUUUAAAAGAAGAAAUAAAAUGAGCAGAAACUAGUCUGCUUUUGUGCCGCAGCCUAAAUUCUUCACCUCCACCUUCUAUAUGGACCAACAAGUACCUCUCUAUCCCUCAAGGGAAAUGAUUGUGUUCGAGCAGUAGGAUGAAGACGGUCCAGUCUACAAUAAAUAAACACAGUAAAAGUGCCACGGGCACUGAAAACUGUGUAAAAUGUUACAUAUACAGCAGUGAAAACAAACAAAGACAAUAAAAAUGGGCAGAGUAAAAGAUUGUGCAAACUAUAACAUUAAUUAAUGUGUACACUAUAAAUCUGAUAAACAGCUACAUGAAGGUUUAAUACAGAAAUGCAUGUUUGGAGUCUUAUACCUGACAGGUCUGUUCACCUGUCCUUGAAUGAGGUCUUAUCCUGCAGACUCGUGCAUGGCUCUGUGUGAUCAGAGGUUUUAAUCCAGCACUGCUCAAACCAAUGAUCUUUACAGGAAACAGAUGAGAACUCGAAGCUGCUGUCGUCUUUAUUGAAUAAAAUUAAACGUUUUAAUUGUUGAUUGCUUCUUUGACCUCUGAAAGUUUGAAAAGCAUUCGCUGAUCUUCGUCUCUGUGGAAAUCUUUUGAAGCGUGCUGCAUUGAAAGUCUGACAUAACCUCAGAGGAUUCACUCACACUGGGCUCCAUCAAACAGCACUCACAAUCCCAUCAGCUGUUUUUUGAUCCACCCGCUGAGUCAGCGACGCUCGCCAAGAGGAUCCAACUCUCACAGCUCAGCGAUCGGACUGCCACACACACCCUCAUACACGUCAUUGCCAAGUGUAGCAGAUUUCAAAUGGUAGACUGUUUUAUGAUGACAAACAGGGACUGGUUGCAAAACUGGCUUUAUUUUCUAAGCAUUUUCACAGCAGCAGGUGUUUCUUAAUCCCAAUGUGGAGUCCAUGCAACUUUGGCCCACAAUAUUUAAAAAACAUAAAAAUAUCAAAACAAUGGUUUCUCUCAACAGCCACUUCAAAAUCAAGUGUAAUAGCGGGGUAAAACUGAGACAAAUAUGAAGCAAAGUAUACUUCAAAAUAAACUACUGAUAAUCACUUAUAAUAUUUAAAUCCCCACUAAGAUGGAUCAAUUACAAAACACAUAUUCAUACAAAAGUAAAUUUUCCCAACACAACUGAAAAUACUAUUUAACGUGCAGCCUUAUAUGACAAACUCAUUAUACACAUAAAACAAAAUCUGUACAUGACUAACAUUUAAGUCAAGUCAAGCAGAGUUUUAUUGUCAACCCAACAAUAUAAACUCAAGUACACAGUGGGACAAAAUAGCGUCCUCCUAGAUCAAAGGUGCAAACUGGAAAAAUAAACUGG